Messenger RNA from Salvia miltiorrhiza (redroot sage), 1687 nucleotides. RefSeq lists its product as uncharacterized. The record is from RefSeq and is a predicted model, not a curated record. The transcript has 7 exons. Bases 117 to 1412 code for a protein of 431 amino acids. NCBI's taxonomy places the organism in Eukaryota, Viridiplantae, Streptophyta, Magnoliopsida, Lamiales, Lamiaceae.
UCUACUAAAAUUCUCCUGCGUUUUUAUCUCCUGGCGCCAAUCUACGUACAACCCAACACCCUGCAUGCUUUGCCUCAUAAUCAAUACUAUUUGCCUUGUAAACCGCGAGUUGAAGCAUGGCUGGUAAUUCGCAGGGCUCUCGACGCUUCACUCUGCAGGAAAUUAAUUCGAUGCCUCUUCUGGGAUUGAAACUCCAAAAAUCGGAGUCGUUGUUUAGUUUGUUGGAAUCAAGACUGGCAAAAGCAACCUUGUCUGAGAAGCUAAAGGCAUCCAGUUUCCCACUCUCCGCUAUUCGUGUAGGAAACUGGAAGAGGGUGUCUAAGCUCGAAGGCGAGUUGACUGGCAAAGUGUACUAUGCAAAGAAAAGGCUUGUUUGGGAGCUUCUUGUUGGACGGCUCAAGAUCAAGAUGGAAAUAUCUUGGUCCGAUAUCACUGCCAUCCAGGCGGUUUUGGAACCUAAUCAAUCUGGAUAUCUUCAAAUUGAGCUGGCUAACCCACCUCUGUUCUACCGAGAAACCACACCUCAGCCAAGAAAGCAUACCAACUGGCAGCAAACAUCUGAUUUCACUAAUGGUGAAGCCCCAAUAUGCAGGAGACACAUUGCAAUGUGCCCUCCUGGAGCACUCGAUAAACACUAUGAGAAGCUUCUGCGAAGCGAUGAGCAUCUCUUUCAACUCAGUCAGAGGCCCUUCCCGACCCACAAUUCGCCUUAUUUCAACACAGUAGUUUUGCCAUCACCGAGUUUGAUCACUUUUCAUCACCCACAGCAGCAGCAGUCUCUAUAUCCUACUAUGACAGCAGCGACAUCAAUACACAAUGGUGUUGCAGCAGUGUGGGAGAAUCAAAUAAACAACGAAGCAAAAUUUGUCGUUAACACAUCAAGACCAAACUUUAUUCCUCACCAGCAGCAACCGCCUCUAUAUCCUACUAUGGCAUCAGUGACAGCAAGAAACAAUGGUGUUGCGGCAAUGUGGGAGAAUCAAAUAAACAACGAAGCAAAGUUGGUCGACACACCUAGACCAAACUUUAUUCCUCAUCAUCAGCUGCAGCAGCAACAUUAUGAAUAUGAAUACAAUGAGACCAAUAUCCGCUACAUGGACGCUUCAGCAUUCAACCAAAAUCCCACCAUUCAUCCUAUGAGCAUCUCAGCAAUCCAUGGCCUAAGUGAUGAACACUUGAUGCAGAAUGGUGUUGCAGUCGCGGAUGGUGAGAGGUCGAUGUUGCUUGAUCAAAUGAUGAGGCAGAAUGCGGAUGCAGCAGUUGAGGAUGGUGGGCUCUGGUCAUUGGUUGAUCAAACUAAUUUCACGCAAAAUAGUGGUGACGUUUGGUUGGGUGAUAAUGCAGUUGCAGAUGAUAGCUGGUUGGCUCCUUAUAUUCAAGGAAAUAUCCAACCACGACCACCACAUUAUUGAUCCCAAUCUAGCUACAUCCUAACCAUCAACUCAUUUUUUCACCUAUCUCAUCCCUCACUCUUGAGAUAAUUAUUAGUUCAUCUUUUUUGUGGAUUUGAGUUCAUCAUGAGGUGCAUUAUAUGUAUUUUUUUUUGUUACUUUGAUUCGUGAGAUCUGCAACAGUAAAAGGCGGUUAAGCUGUGCCCGUUGACCGUUGUUUGGUAACUUUAUCGGCUAUAAAUUGUAGUAUAUUUUUUUGAGAAGACAUUCAGCUAUAAAUUGUAUAGUAUUCUUUU